GGAAUAUUAUUAUCACAAUCACCUAGGUGGAAAAAGAGGACAUCAAUCAAGGAAUUGCACAGAAUGCAGAUAUCCAUCCAGACAACAAACUUAUGAUACGGCAGGUUUGCAGGAAGACUUAAUUUACGGGAUUGUAUCAACUGCUGUGGAUUGGGCUAUAUUGACCCAUGACAACUUGGUAGAACCUAUCAAGGACUUGUUCGGGCAAAUUAAGUUGGUGUUUAAUCGCCAGAUAGAAUUGCAGGAAUCAUUGAAGCGG
This is a messenger RNA of Acaulospora morrowiae, 259 nucleotides long. NCBI's taxonomy places the organism in Eukaryota, Fungi, Glomeromycota, Glomeromycetes, Diversisporales, Acaulosporaceae. The record is from the annotation of a GenBank genome assembly.